GCUCUGGAAGCAACACUUUUGAAUUGUUUUUUAAUUUAAUAAAAUAAAAAAGCAUUUUUAUAUUUUUUCUGACAGAAAAAUGCCAAAACGAGUACUUAAACAUCAUUUAGAAAAAGCUGCAAAAUGUCGGAGGAAAAGUGUGUAUGUAGAAGAUACCUCACGGAUUUCUGGCAAUAUAGAGAACGAAGAUGAGGACAAACCAAAUGAUCCAGACAAGAAACCCAUAAAACACAUGCAGUAUUUAAGAACCAACCAAAAUAAUGAAGUUGAACGUUUACUACUGCAUAAUGCCAAAGGUUUACUUUUUCACGUCGACCAUUGUGAUUUCCCCGCCUUUAAUGUGGGCAUGUGGCCACAAGAAAAUAUUGAUAUGUUAACGAACUAUCCACAAUGUGCCUUUAAUCCACCACGACCCAUAUUUGUGGCCGAUAAGAUGUGUGAAAAAAAUGAUCUUUGCUAUAGGAGACCCAUGAAUUUUGAAUUCUAUAAUAUACGUAUGAGACACAGCCGUACUAGAUAUAAGACAGCAUUGAAGAGUAAUAAAGCUAUAAGGAGUAGUAGCAAAUAUGGUUUUUAUCAUUCCACGUUAUUUGACAUCGCUGAGCGUUUUUAUUUAAACCCGGAUCAAUAUUUCCAAAGCAGUUAUGAUUACUAUUAUACGGGUGGCAAUUUGAACCAUUUAGCAAAUAAGGAACAUGUUGUACAUGCUGGAGGGGAACAGUUGCGGAAAAUGAUGGUCAGUGAAUUUCCUGAUGUACAAGAAAAUAAUGAUACCUAUUCCCUGAAAAACAUUGCCUCUCAGAAAUUAAAUGAAAAUUGUGAAAUAUUUGAAGUUCAGCCACUUCUAACAUCACACGACUCUAGUCGGUCAAAUUGUUAUAUAGCACGUCAACGAAAUCUAAUAACAUUCAAUUAUCUUAACGAUAAUAGACAAAUUAAAACGGUUACACAAUUUCGUACGAAGACAACGCCAUUUAUUAGUUUUGCACAAUCACAGCAUAAUAUUAAUAAAUUUGUUAUAACAACCAUGAAACAGCAUGUACGUUUGUAUGAUUUAAAUACCACUGCGCCGGCUUUAGUAAAACUAUAUGAAAUUGCACCGAAAUCUACAGAUAUUUCUUGGAACACCAUUAAACCCUGGCGAGAAAAUACAUUUAUGUAUGCCAAUCAAAAACAAUUUUUUAUGAUCGACAUACGCACCUCUCCAGACCAAUGGUUAAGUGACGUUACUGCAGCUACCGACAGUUUUAUGUGUGAUCAUAUUUCUGCUCUUCUGCCAAGUGAUUUUAAUAAUUUAUUCUAUGUUGCCACGAAUCAUAAGCUACAAUGUAUGGAUAUUAGACAUCUAAAGAAAUUUUCAUUUAGUGAAACUUAUGGUUCAAUAUGUCGUUGGUCUCAUCAGUUACGUUAUGCCCCGCUAAUGAUGGAUACACUCCGUAUACGUCAAAAUGAAUAUAUAGCUUUAUCUUCACCUAUUGCGGGAGAUUUACACAUCUGCCAACUAUCCAGAGAACGUAAUGAAGAAGAAAUUAAUUUGGAAAUAUCGGUGCCUGCACCCAAACACAUCUAUAGUUCAUCUUGUCUACCGUAUCAACCACCUACACUUCUUGAAUCAUAUGAGCAUGCUAGAAUAUCGGGUAAAUGUUUAAGACCCGAGGCUAAUUUGGAAGCACGACUUAAAUGCUGUACCACAGGAUUGAAAUUUAUUCGCAAAUCUUUAAACAACACAGAAACAGGUAUUGGUUUGCUGUUGACAUCCAAUUCGAAUGGAGACAUAUUUGCACAUACUUUAUGUAAACGUGAGAACAUGGAUACUGAGGAACGUUGUAAUAGACAGAGUGAUGAAAUCAUGGAUAAAUUUGAAAAGCAAAUAUUUGCUCAAACUAAACUGCCUCUAAACUAUACCGAAAUAAAAGAAAUGAAAGGUUUACGCAAAAUAUUACUUUGUCAAACAUUGUCUUCUGUUAAGAAAUUCGAUAUAGAUGCUAUGGAAAAUGAAUAUACGGCCGAUGCACCCGCAAGAACUAACAACCAAACAAAUCCUCCAGCACAGCCUCGUUCUAAACGUUUGCAUUUGGGUCGAUGGCAAAAAUCGUUAUCCACUUUACACUCCUACAAAGAUGCUUUAGUUAAAGAUCUUUUAUCCAUUUGGGAUAUUGAUAUGGAAGAAGAAAAACACAUACGUUUAGGCAAUUUGCGCAAUAUCAAACCCGAUCCCGCUGUUAAAGUUGAAAAUUGGCUUAAAACAAAUAUUAAUCCAAAUCCUCCUCCAAUGAUAGCAAUACCCCAAACACAAGAUUUUUCAAGAUAUACUGAAAAUAUUGAUGAUGGUAUGUUCAAUAUUACACAAACUCAGGACAAUACCAUCGACUUUGAAAAUGUUAUACAAUCGACUCAAAUCAUGGAUACCAGUGAUAUUAAUCUAACGAAAACGUUUGAUAGAUCUAGUCUUGAGAUACGCAUAAAUAAUGAAACAACAACGACUGUGGUCGAAAAGCUUAAAAGCAAAAAGAAAAAUAAGAAAUACGUUAAAGGUUUCUAAGACUGAUACGACACACGUAUUUAGAUUUAUGUAUAAAAUGUUUUUGAUUUAAAUUAUUUGCAUUUAAUAACUAUUACAAAUUAAUAAUUAAAUUUACAUUUGUUAAA
Molecule: messenger RNA, 2649 nt
Organism: Lucilia cuprina (Australian sheep blowfly)
Lineage: Eukaryota; Metazoa; Arthropoda; Insecta; Diptera; Calliphoridae
Gene: TAF1C-like
Exons: 4
Coding region: 80-2542 (820 amino acids)
Source: RefSeq, a predicted model, not a curated record